Molecule: messenger RNA, 1970 nt
Organism: Pocillopora verrucosa
Lineage: Eukaryota; Metazoa; Cnidaria; Anthozoa; Scleractinia; Pocilloporidae
Source: RefSeq, a predicted model, not a curated record
UUAUUUAACCACAAUGGGAAUCCAAGCGUUCUUUCAUUUACCAGUUUUCCUCUUCAUGUUGGUAUCGUUUCAUUCAGUUGUUACUCAGUACCACCGUGAUACACGCGAAGUCUCCAUCCUUGGUAAAAUGCUUCAAAAACACAUUUUUAAAACAAUCACUGGAGCAGCAUUCGGUGAUGUGUGUUUGCGGGAAUGUUAUCGUGACGUCAGAUGCCAAAGCUUUAACUAUGUGUUCACACAGGACAAGUGUGAACUGAGUAAACGCACAAAGGAAGCCAGGCCUGAAGAUUUUGUAACCAACUCUGAGAGAUAUUACUUCAGACGAGAUAUGAAGAGAGCUAUUCUCGGUGCCAUUCCAGAGUUGUCUGCAGACUCGUGCAAGGAAAUCAAGGCGAGUGAAGGUGGAGAAGCGGUCAGCGGAAAAUACUGGCUGAAUUUCAUCAAACCUGACACUCCUGUGUUGGCUCAUUGUGACAUGAAAACUGAAGAUACCGACGAAUGUAAUGCCUCCGUUAGCGUUUGUGAUGUGAACGCUGAUUGCAAAAACACUGUGGGAUGGUAUCGCUGCUCUUGCAGAGCCGGUUUUUCUGGAGAUGGACAUACCUGCAAAGAUAUUAAUGAAUGUGCCAGUGGUGUACAUGAUUGCCACGUUUCAGCCUCAUGCACUAACACUCUUGGAUCGUUUAGCUGCUCAUGUAACCAUCCGUACAAAGGGGAUGGAAGAUCCUGCAGUAAUCUCCCAUCAGAAUGUCAAAAUUAUCAGAGUCUGACGGGGGGAGACAGAAAGGUAACCUACGACAAUCAAGACACGGUUUGCGACAACGGACUCACGGGUUGGUAUCGUUUUGAAGGAGCAGCGGGGACAAGAAUGCCUACCUCAUGCCCUCCAACACACCGAUGCAAUUCUCACGUACCCGGAUGGAUAAAUGGUACGCAUCCCACACAAGCUGAUGGUCAGGUCACCAGGACGGUUUGCUUCCAUUGGCAGUCAGACUGCUGCUACAAAUCAAGUGCUGUCAAAGUGAUAAACUGCGGAGGUUAUUAUGUUUACUUCAUAAAUGGCACACCGUGGUGUCACCUCCGCUACUGCGGCACGGACUAAAUCGAAGUUGGUCGAGAAAAUUGUGAAUUUUGUGUAAUCGUUCUAAAAUUACAGUUACAUUUAUGAGUAUUAUGCUUUAAUAUUCUUACAGGUAGUAAGCGCUCUGUGAUUGGUCAUGAUUACCACCUUGAUAAAUAAAUAAGUAAAUACAAAACAAAGAAAAAAAAGGAAAAGAACUAGAUUUUUGUUAUUGAUUUGAAAAGUGUUCUCGAAGGUGGAGAAGGAAGUGAUAGGAAAGUUUGCAAUAUCAAAAUGUUUCCAAUGCCAUUUUUUUUCUGCUCUUUAUUUUCAGAAUCUUAAUGGAUGUGAUGUAACAUCUGGGUUGUCAAAGACUGAGUAUGAUUUCAAAGGGUCAAAUUUUAAUGGCAUUAAAACGAAUGUAUCAGAUCUAUUGCCUGAUCAGAUCGUAUGGUUGAUAUUGUGUGGUUCUACACAUUUAAUUAACGGUUUGUUCCGUAACAUGCACCGUUUACUCUUUUAAAUACACAAUUAUAAUACUAAUCGCUAAAUUGAGAAGAGGUAAACUACUUUUUACAUGACUUUUACCGAAUAAAAAUGGUUUAAACACACCUUCAAGUCAGUUUCCUUAUUUUUCGGUGACUCAGUCAGUUAAAACCAGUGGAAAUAAGUUAUUUCAACCAUACAUUUAUGGUAAAUGUAACCCACAUAAAGUAAUUUUAAAAAAGGCAAAUAAGUGACACGAAUCGACCAAAAAUUUCAAUCUGUAUCGAUUGUAUAUUCAAUCAAGUCGAAAUAACUAGAGCAGGAGGUCACCGAGUGGAAUCUUUUUAGAGGCAAUCAGUCACCACUCGCUUCAGUAUUACACCUCCAAACGCUAUUUUAAUUUUGUACUUUAAGUGCAGUCAAG